This is a messenger RNA of Synchiropus splendidus (mandarinfish), 1506 nucleotides long. RefSeq names its product solute carrier family 25 member 21 (gene slc25a21). Bases 179 to 1078 code for a protein of 299 amino acids. Lineage: Eukaryota; Metazoa; Chordata; Actinopteri; Syngnathiformes; Callionymidae. The transcript is spliced from 11 exons. The record is from RefSeq and is a predicted model, not a curated record.
CUGGAGCCAACAGCCGCUCGGUAAUUGAUUCCACACUGGUGGAGUCCAGUCGGACUGAUACCGCUGCUGCCUCGCCCCCUCCUCUUCCUCCUCCUCCUCUUCUUCUUCUUCACCGUGUCAGCACCUCCACUCCGACCCGGACCCGCCGAUCUCUCACUCAUCAACCAGCCUCGCCACAAUGGCAGCGCAGCAGCCGCGGAGCAUGGUCCGGGAAGCGUCUCACCAGAUCAUCGCGGGAGGAUCCGCAGGUCUUGUGGAAAUCUGCCUGAUGCAUCCUCUCGACGUCGUGAAGACGAGGUUCCAGAUCCAGAGGGGCAGCAGCGACCCCAACAGCUACAAGAGUCUGGCCGACUGCUUCAGAACCAUCUUCCGCAGAGAGGGGAUCUUUGGCUUCUACAAGGGAAUUUUGCCUCCCAUUCUGGCCGAGACACCAAAGAGAGCAGUCAAGUUUUUCACCUUUGAGCAGUACAAGAAGUUGUUGAACCUGACACCUCUGUCCCCGGGACUGGCUCUGUCUGCGGCUGGACUGGGCGCCGGCCUGACCGAGGCCGUGGUGGUCAAUCCCUUCGAGGUGGUCAAAGUCAGCCUGCAGGCCAACAGGGACUCCUUCAAAGAGCAACCCUCGUCGUUCGCUCAAGCCCGACGCAUCAUCAAGACAGACGGGUUCGGACGGCGCGGCCUGAACAAAGGACUGACCUCGACGCUGGGGCGCCACGGCGUCUUCAACAUGAUCUACUUUGGCUUCUACUUCAACGUGAAGGACGCCAUCCCCAGCAGCCCAGAUCCAACUCUGGAGUUUUUAAGAAAGUUCACCAUCGGCCUGGUGUCCGGGACCAUCUCCUCCUGCGUCAACAUCCCGUUCGACGUGGCCAAGAGCCGAAUCCAGGGACCCCAGCCCGUGCCCGGGGAGAUCAAGUACCGCACCUGCUUCCAGACCAUGGCACUGGUGUACCGGGAGGAAGGGUACCUGGCGCUGUACAAAGGUCUGGUCCCCAAAAUCAUGAGGCUUGGACCAGGAGGAGCCGUGAUGCUGCUGGUCUAUGAAUACGUGUCUAAGUGGCUCCAGAAGAACUGGUAAGAGCAGUGGUCCGUGGAGUGGAGCCGGUGCAGUGCCUUGAAAACCUUUCUACGCCUUCAUAAAUCCCAGUAUUAAUCCUGUAAACAGACUUCAGUCAUUCCUGUCAGCCAUGUGUUGUUUUCUGGAGAAGAGCCUCUGGAUGAAGUCCUCAUGACACACACACACACACACACACACACACACACACACACACACACACACACACACACACACACACACACACACACACACACACACACACACACUCUCAGCAGGGUGUCGUCUGCGCCGCGCGACGUGAACCUUGAUCCCGUGCGCCGCUGAUGCCGGUGCCCACGUCCCAGUGCUCAUCCUCGACUGUGAAGUCUUUUAACGGUUCCACAUUUGUAUUGGUUUUUUAAAGACAUGUAGAAGUGUGUGGUGAAUAUUAAAAGAAAGUGGAAGACGGA